This is a messenger RNA of Engraulis encrasicolus (European anchovy), 2255 nucleotides long. RefSeq names its product reticulophagy regulator family member 3 (gene retreg3). The transcript is spliced from 9 exons. Gene Ontology annotation, biological process: reticulophagy. The record is from RefSeq and is a predicted model, not a curated record. Bases 565 to 2172 code for a protein of 535 amino acids. Lineage: Eukaryota; Metazoa; Chordata; Actinopteri; Clupeiformes; Engraulidae.
CACAGGCUAAGGUACUUUGGGUUACGCCAUAUUGACAACGCUCAGCAGUUUGUCUUUACAUACAGGCGUUUGCGUGUAUAACUUUUCAGUUUACGCGACAAGUGGAGCGUAUAUCCACUUCAACAACAGUGUACAGGGUCUCGUGGUUCGUGGGGUUUUCGUGAUCCGAUAUUAAUCCUAACUGGAGAGCCUAGCAUUAGCGGAUAUUGCACGGAAGAUAAACAUCCACUUGGAAUCCCCUCCUCAUCAACCGUACCUUUUUUAAACAUUACCCAUCUUUUUAGACUGGUUGUCCCGUGCUUUUUAAGUUUUAUGUGACCAUGCUGGAAUGGUUUACAUGUCGUGCCAAUCCGUUUGGCCAGCUAGUUUUAUCCGGUGCUGUCGUUUGAUCAAGUCACUUGCUAACGUGAGCUAGCCCCGAGAGCUAGCUUACUUUGCUUGGAAAAUAACACAGCAAAGCUAACGCACGCUCAUUGUCAGGCAGUGCGUCCAUUUGGUGUUGUAUUGCGUUUGACAGCUCGUAUUUUAUCUGUAGUCCGUUGACAUAGUUUUUUUGACGCUAUAAUGGCACACAAGUCUGGAACUGCAGAUAUAACCAAAGGGUCAGACAAGCAAGCCUCGGCUGUGGGCUUGCGAAGUAGACCAUGCUCCAGCGAGAGAGAAGCCCAUGUUCGUGCUGUGAAAGCUUCUCUUCUAGAGAAGUUGGGACCCUACGAGCGAAUGGUGACCUACCUCCAGGCAGUACUCGUGUGGGAAAAACCGAUUCACAGCGUGCUGCUCUACAUUGUGGUCAAUGCGCUGUUCUGGUUUUUUGCUCUUUCCUCUCUACGGCUCCUGUUUCUGCUGUGUGUGGGCCUCGCUCUGACGGUCUGUGUUGACACGUGGAGGAAUAAGAUCUGGCCAGAAAUCAGAGUGAAGCGGCUGGACGAGAGCGAGAGUGAAAGCUGGGGUGUGGUGCAGCCGGGUACCUUGAGCGUGCCGGAGCUGUGCCAACACAUGGCCGAGCUGUGGGUGGCCGGCGUGUCCUUCUCCGCGGGCCUGGUCAACUUGAAGCGCUACAGCCCCGGCAAGUUCUGUAUGCUGACCUGUGGAAUCUUUACCCUCCUGGCCAUGGUGGGGCGCUACAUCCCUGGACUGGUGCUUUCCUACUCGGCAGUGUUGUCUGUGCUGAUGUGUCCACUGGCUGUCUACCACCGCUUGUGGCAGCGUGUGUGCGUGAGACUGGAGCCGGCCCUGCAGUGGCUGGACUUCAGCCCCUCGGGCUACAUGAUGUCCCAGCCCAUCGACAACCAGUUCCUGCGUCGGCCGAUCAGGGGCGCCGCCUCAGACGAUGCUGACGACAGCGAGGAGGAGCUGGCGGCUUUCUGUCCCACGUUUGAUGAUGCUGUGGUUGCUAAGGAGCUGGCUCUCACUGACUCUGAGCACUCAGACGCUGAGAUCUCCUACACGGAGAACGGCACCUUUAACCUGUCCAGGGGUCAAACCCCUCUCACAGAGGGUUCCGAAGACUUGGACAGACACAGCGACCCUGAGGAGUCGUUUGCCUGCGACCUGGCGGAGUUCCCCUCCAUCAACCUGGACGCCACCCUGAUGGAGGACGACGACGACCCCAGCCUGGGCCUCCCCAGCCUGGGCUCGGCCGGCCUGUCCCUCCACCGCGGCUCCACCCUGCUGGACCUGGACUCGGACCAGGAGGCGGAGGAGCUGGAGGGGGCGCAGCUGUGCCUCAGCGCCCUGCAGCAGGCCGCCACCAGCCAGCUCUCCAGCCACAUCUCCAGUCAGAUCUCUGGUCAACUGGCCAGCACCAUCACCACCAGCCUCCUGCAGGCGGCUUUGGCUGGUCAGACACAACCCCAGCCACAGCCACCGGCGCAGGCAAGGGCACAGCCUCAGCCACACAGGCGUCAGGCCGCCCAGUCCAAACGGGGCAGCAGGGACCACCAUCACCCUGCCGGACAGGGCCAGGGCCAGGGCCAGGGCGGCGGGCACCACUCCAGGAGCUACCGGCACCAGGACAGCUCCGAACUGGACACGGAUUUGGACGGGGAGGACUUUGAGAUGCUGGACCAGUCGGAGCUGAGCCAGAUGGAUCCACUGGGUCUGGACGGCGGAAGAGGAGGCUCGGCCGGCAACGCUGGCUUCCUGUCCAACCUGCUGGGGAAGCCUCAGUGAAAAGGGGCUACCCGUCUCUGCUACCUACCCUUAAGUGUGUGUGUGUGUGUGUGUGUGUGUGCGUGUGUGCGUGCGUGCGUGCG